UUAUUAAAUAAUUAAAUUUAUGUAAAUAUAUAUUUAUAAAAUGAAUAAUGCCACUGAUAAUUUGGAAGUUGCUAAAAAUGAUAAAGGUAAAAAGGAUGAAAUAAAAUCAUUGUUGGAUGAAAUACCGGUUUUGAAAGAAUUAUUUGACAUACAUUACAAAGUAGGUGAGGGUACAUUCAGUUCUGUGUAUUUAGCAACAAUGAAAUCGAAUUAUGAUUCGAAAAAGUUUGCAAUCAAACAUAUAAUACCGACUUAUCCACCGGCUAGAAUUGAACGUGAAUUGAAAUGUCUGCAAGAAAUCGGAGGCGCUGAUAAUGUCGUUGGUGUAGAAUUAUGUAUUAGAAAUGGACCUUCUGUUGCCUUUGUGAUGCCUUUUAUGAGACAUAAUAAAUUUUCAGAUUAUGUAGGUGAUAUGAACCAAAACGAGCUUAAACAUUAUAUGAGAGCUUUAUUGAUAGCGUUACGAAAAGUACAUUUAUUUAAUAUUAUUCAUAGAGAUGUUAAGCCGAGUAAUUUUUUAUAUGACCGCCGACAUAAAAAAUAUUUAUUAGUUGACUUUGGGUUGGCCCAAAAUUAUGUUGAAGAAACUCAGAGUAAUAAUAAUGGUAACUUGACUGAGCAGUUUGAAAGUUUAUCAAUGAAAAGAAAACGCGGUGAUGAGAACAACCGACAAUCUCAAGUGGCCUUAAAAAAGUCUAUGGUAGAAAGUAAAUGUUAUUGUUUUGGUAAACCGAAGGUUUGUUCUGUUUGUUUAAUGAAACCGUCGCAAGUUGCUUCAAGAGCUGGGACUCCCGGGUACAGACCACCAGAAGUUUUAUUAAAAUAUUCUCAUCAAACGCCAGCAAUAGAUGUAUGGGCAGCUGGUAUUAUAAUGCUGUGUAUCCUAAGUGCAACUCAACCAUUUUUCCGCUGUCCGGAUGAUUCAACAGCAUUGGCUGAAAUGAUAACAGUAUUUGGCACCAAUAAAAUGCAACAGUGUGCCCGUAAAUUGGGUAAAAAAUUAAUUUGUAGUGAAAAUAUAUCAGGAAUCGAUUUAGUAACACUUUGUCAAAAAUUGCGUCAGAGAAGUUUUAAUUCUCAGCAAAAUAACACUUUUUAUAAUCGCAAGAAUACAUUAGCCGAAAAUUAUCCACCAGAAGCAUAUGAUUUAUUGUCACGUUUAUUGGAUGUAGAUUAUAAAACCCGAAUUACAGCGAACGAUGCGCUCGAACAUCCGUUUUUGAAAGUAUGACUUAUGAUAUAUAUUAAACUGUAAAUAGAUUUAUUUUUAUUAUUUUAUUUUACUUGUAAAAGUUAUACAAAUUAUAUAU
Microplitis demolitor is the source of this 1310-nucleotide messenger RNA. Its product is annotated as cell division cycle 7-related protein kinase. The record is from RefSeq and is a predicted model, not a curated record. Gene Ontology annotation, biological process: protein phosphorylation; mitotic DNA damage checkpoint signaling. The coding region runs from base 41 to 1231 and encodes 396 amino acids. Gene Ontology annotation, molecular function: protein serine/threonine kinase activity; ATP binding. Gene Ontology annotation, cellular component: nucleus. Lineage: Eukaryota; Metazoa; Arthropoda; Insecta; Hymenoptera; Braconidae. The transcript is spliced from 9 exons.